UAAACCUCCUUCCUGGAACACACCGCGAUUUACAGAACAGGAAUUUACUGAGACAUUCAUAUAAACAAAGUUUUUUUUUUACUUGCUUUAUUUUUUUAAUUGGAAUAAUUUAAUGUCCUUUUUAUGAACAUUUGCGAGGCACAGGAAGACUCGGGAAAGUGCUUUAGCCAAUGAGAAUAGAUUUUGGAAGCAUCUGAUAGUAGCGUAAACUAACUGCCGCGCCAUGUCACACAAGCAGAUCUAUUAUUCAGACAAAUACGACGAUGAAAAAUUUGAAUACAGGCACGUCAUGCUACCUAAAGACAUAGCUAAACGUGUGCCUAAAACACACCUGAUGUCGGAGACGGAGUGGCGUAACCUGGGCGUUCAGCAGAGCCAGGGCUGGGUGCACUACAUGAUCCAUCAGCCAGAACCACACAUCCUGCUGUUCCGCCGUCCUCUGCCCACGACCAAACCCCAGUGACGGAAAGCAGGUGGAGAAGGCCUCGUUAGACACUGCAGAAGGAUGACAAAGAAAGAUGGAAGACAAAGUGCCGAUGAACUCUGGUGUUAAUUCCUUUUGAUUGUAAGAGGAAUAUGUUCUGCUUAUAAGGGUUUUCCAAAAUGUUCUUAUUGUUCCACACAUCUUUGCAUAAAUAGAAUAUUCAGACUGUUCUGUUUUUCACUGUAUAAUUUUGGUGAGAGAAAAAGCAGUCAUAAAGUAUGCUUUGCAUUUAAACAGUGAUUUAACUUUCUUUUUCGUUGUGUAAUUAUAGAACACUUUGCAUGUUGUUUAUAGUACUGUGAAUGUUUUUCAUCUUCCACUCAUUAUUUAUGAUCUUUUUUUAAAAUCUACUUUAAAAAAUAAACUUUCUGAAAAAUA
Messenger RNA from Ictalurus furcatus (blue catfish), 862 nucleotides. It is a transcript of the gene cks1b, whose product is annotated as CDC28 protein kinase regulatory subunit 1B. The transcript is spliced from 4 exons. Gene Ontology annotation, molecular function: protein kinase binding; cyclin-dependent protein serine/threonine kinase activator activity; histone binding. Bases 224 to 463 code for a protein of 79 amino acids. Gene Ontology annotation, biological process: regulation of mitotic cell cycle. Lineage: Eukaryota; Metazoa; Chordata; Actinopteri; Siluriformes; Ictaluridae. The record is from RefSeq and is a predicted model, not a curated record. Gene Ontology annotation, cellular component: cyclin-dependent protein kinase holoenzyme complex; SCF ubiquitin ligase complex.